AUGCCCAGCUCAUUGACUUGUAUUUAUACCAGGCUCGGCCGUCCGUAUCAUCCAUCCCGGACCUGCUGUUCCUCUCGCUCUCGCCACUGAGUCCACUCCUCCUCUCGAUCGUCCCCGAGGCGUGGCCUACAGCAUCCCCAGCUCUCCCCUCAAGGCCUCGUAGCUCUCACAGCUCAAGCUCAUUAUAGACUCCUACACUGCGUGCCCUGCACACGGCAUUGCAUCACCCUGCACUGCACUGCUGCGUGUACGAAGGGAAGGGAAGGGAAGGGAAGGGAGGAGAAGAGGAGAGAAGCGAAACGCGAGGGAAGUGUGAGAGUGGACGACAUUUCACAGACUGCCAAAGCUGUGGGAGAUUUCGAGCGAGAGAGUGAGUGAGUGAGUGAGCGAGGGUGUAAGGAAGGAAAGAAGGAAGGAAGGAAGGUCGAGGAUGAUGGCUCCAGGAAGGUCUGUGAUUGAGUUUCUGGUGGUUGCAUUGGCCAUAAGCUGGCAGCUGACGGGUACGCAGGCGCAGCUGAGAGCGGACUACUACGCCGCCACAUGCCCCAACGCCGAGGCGAUCGCAAGACAGGCUUUCAUCAGGCAGAUUAACAUUAUCAAUCUCGUCUCCGCCCCGGCCUCCAUUCUCCGACUCGCUUUCCACGACUGUGCUGUCGAUGGAUGCGAGGGCUCCAUCAUGCUCAACUCUGACGGCGGCGCCAUCACGGACGAGAAGGACGCCGAGAGGAACCUCGGAAUCGGCAACUUGAACGUCAUCACCACCAUGAAGGCCGCCCUCGACAACGCCUGCCCCGGCGUCGUCUCCUGCGCGGACGUCAUCGCAAUGGCGGGCCGUGAGGCCGUCAACUUCGCCGGAGGACCCCAAUUCGGCAUUCAGCUCGGCCGUAGAGAUGGUAUCGGAGCCAGUACCAGCCAUGCCCAGGCCCAGCUCCUCCCCGCCGACACCUCCGUGACGACAUUGCUCAACACAUUCGCCGGCAUGGGCCUGAACGCCGAGGAGACCGUCGCUCUCUUAGGGUCGCACACCAUCGGAGUGUCGCACUGCGACAACAUCAGGAACCGACUGUACCCACAGCCCGACGCCACGCUGCAGUCGAAUGUGCUGUUCGCCACAACUCUGAGGGCGCAGUGCCCGCAGAUUUUCCAGAACCCCAACACCGUCGUGCAGAUGGACAGGACCAACGUGAACUUCGACACUGUCUACUUCAGCGACGUCAUGCAGAACAGAGGCCUGCUCACCAUCGACGACGCCCUGGGAUCUGACCCCCGCACCUCCGGCUUCAUGGCGGCCUUCGCCGGCAACAGGCAGCGCUUCUUCAAUGUCUUCGCCGUCGCCUACGAGAAGAUGACGCGCUUCGGUGUGCUCACGGGCACGCAGGGCCAAAUCCGCAACGACUGCACGGCCGUCAACCCCUAGAAGAAUCGUGUGCAGAGCUGCCGUGAUUCUCGUGUAAUAUUCUGUAUGGCCUCGAAGGAUUGUUCAUAGAUCUGAAGCGGCAGAACGCUGCCGACCGCAUGGAUGACAGUCUUGGGUUGAAAAUCCUGAGCUCGCUAGCAUUCACUUCUUACGGGGACGGUUUAUUCCCCCGGCGAAAGAGAUUGAUAUGAUAGCGCAUCGAUGCCGUCGAGAGUGUCACGAAUCCUAAUUCAGUGUAGAAGAUGGAGAAAUUUUUUAUUCGCAUUGUACAGUGCGAGCGAUCUUCGAGAAUCGCUCGACCUGAAUGAGGUGGAAUAAAAUCCUGCUGUGAAAGUCCACAUCAGCGAUCAUGUU
Marchantia polymorpha subsp. ruderalis is the source of this 1771-nucleotide messenger RNA. NCBI's taxonomy places the organism in Eukaryota, Viridiplantae, Streptophyta, Marchantiopsida, Marchantiales, Marchantiaceae. The record is from the annotation of a GenBank genome assembly.